GGCGUCGAAACCCUAAUGCAUUUCAUUUUUCAGACGAUUGUCGUUUUAUUAGUUUGUUAAAUUAGAACAUAUUUCAUUAUUUACUUCAAUUUUAACUCAAUAUGUGGCACGAAGCAAGAAAACAAGAGCGAAUGAUUCGCGGCAUGAUAGUUGAUUAUCGACGGCGAGCCGAGCGACGCAAAGAUUUUUAUGAAAAGAUCAAAGCGGAACCAACUCAGUUUCUACAACUUCACGGAAGACAAUGUAAAAUACACUUAGACCCUGCUGUUGCUGCAGCAGGCGAAGGUCCAGCUAUUAUGAUGCCUUGGCAGGGUGACAUAAACAAUAUGAUAGAUAGGUUUGAUGUUCGUGCACAUUUGGACAUUAUCCCAGAUGUGAAAGCCCCUGAUGUACCACCUGAAGAACUUAACCAGGAAGAGCGACAAUGCAACUAUGAAAGAUACAGGAUCUUGGCUCAAAAUGCUUUUUUAGGAAUAAGUGAGGAUAAGUUUCUCCAGCAAUUGGCAAUUGAAGAGCAGUUUGGAGUGACUAUUGAAGAAAAGGAACUGCAAAAGGAGAAGUUAAGUGAAAAGAAGGGAACGGGUGCUGCUAUAGGAUACGUUUAUACUGAUCCAGGGGCACAAACCUCCAGCUUUAACGGCCCAGAUGUAAAGAAAGCGGAAGUAAAAGAAUCUGAUGAUGAUUCAGAUUUAGAAAUCAUUGAUGUGGAUCUUAGCAUUGAUGUCAACAAAAUGGAAGCUUCACAGGCUCACGAGUUGAAUGCAGUUGGACCUCAUUAUGGUAUGGCGGGCUGUGAUCUAUUCUCGUUCCUGACUGGAGAUGCUGAUGAUGCAGAGCACCAAAAGCAAUUAUUGCGAGAGGAAAAGGAAAAGGCGAUGUUUUCUGGACGGAAGAGCAGGAGAGAACGCCGUGCUCAUAGGGACAAGAAGCUGGCGACGCGCGUGGUGAGCCCGCCGAGCUACGCCGCGCCGUCCGCCUUCGCCGCCGCCAGCCGCUCGCCCUCGCGCUCGCCGUCGCGCACGCCCUCGCCCGACCACGCCACCAUCGAGUUCAUCACCUCCUUCGGGCCCGAUGACGACGACAAGCCGCCACAUAACUCCAAACCUUUAUAUGCUGACAAAUUGAAACAAAACUUGAAAAAGCCGGAUAUGCUGUAUUCAGAGGCCGUCCGAAAAUUGAAGCCUCGAUCUCGAUCAACAGAAGGGAUGCGUUCUCAAAUCGGUCCUCGAGGGCCGAAUUCGAGGUCAAGGUCACGAUCCUGUUCCCGUUCCCGCUCGAGGUCGAGGUCCCGUUCGUUCCGGAAAUCGAGGUCACGCUCUAAAUCGUCUAGGUCGCGAUCUAAAUCCUUCAACUCGUACAAAAGGACGAGGUCGAGGUCGCGUUCCAAGUCGAAGAACUUUAGAGCGAAACUUUCUAGGAGUCCUAUAAAUAAUGCUAGUGGGUUUGCUAACCGUAAUAGAUCCAGGUCGAUGUCGUAUGAAAGUAAUGAGAGGAAUACGGUUCAGAACAAGCCCGUGCCUCGUUACUACGGGCGGCGUAAAGAAGAUAAAUCGUCUAGUGAAUUAUCCUUGGAUUCAGAUUCCAGCGAGUCGCAGGACGACGACAAAAAUAAAUCGGCGGUUGGCAAUAAAUCAAACGCAAACCCGAAUCAGUUACGAUUAACUGGAUCCAGCUCCAAAGGUCCGUCGCGUGAAACUCUGACAAUGAAAGAGAGGUUGAAGAGGAAAAUGCAGGCUCAGUUGUCGCGGCAGUUGCGAGCAGACAAGCGCGCCGAGGCAGAGCGUGUGGAGCGCGAGUGUCGGCGACAGGCGCGGCGAGACGAGGAGAUGCGGGAGCUCGCCAUCAAGCUGCGCCGCAAACAACGUGAAAUGAGACACCAACGGUAUCGUCGCUCUAGUGAUGACGACUCGGACAGAAGUGCAAGUGGUUCGUCUUCGAGACAAUCCCCAAUGUCUGAAAGGAAGAGAGAUAAUAGAAGCCGUUCUAAAAGUAAUCCACCUGAAGAGAAACGUAUACCAGUAUGGGAAACUGAUAAAGAUCCUUCGCCACUGCCCUACAGGUCUAAACAGUCUGAAACGGGCGAGAGUUCUUACUAUUCCAAUUCUAGAAGACGGUAUGGAGAUAAUACUGAAGAAUAUACUAGAGACGAUAGAAGAAAUGAUGAUAGAGAGCCAAAUUAUUAUCAAAAUAGACAUGAUAGAUACCAGAAUAGUGAAUAUGGACGUAAUUACGAAAAUCAUGAAAAUUAUAAUCGUCAUGACAACUAUGAGUCUAGAUUUGAACAUGAUAGGCACCAAGGACCGAGUUGGAGACGUCCUUAUUCCCAAGGAGGGGGAAAUAGAACUCGAAGUGUUAGGAAUUCUGAACAUAGUUACGGUGGUGGUCCGUCGAGCCGCCACCGUGACGAAGAGAGUGAAGGUUCUAGCAAUAACAGAGGCAAAGUAAAACUCGUAGAUUAUUAAAAUUAAACGCCAAAUGUAUGGUUGUUUUAUAUUAAUUAGAUAAGUAUAUAAUAAAACAUU
Messenger RNA from Vanessa atalanta (red admiral), 2522 nucleotides. RefSeq names its product CLK4-associating serine/arginine rich protein. NCBI's taxonomy places the organism in Eukaryota, Metazoa, Arthropoda, Insecta, Lepidoptera, Nymphalidae. The transcript has 16 exons. The coding region runs from base 102 to 2462 and encodes 786 amino acids. The record is from RefSeq and is a predicted model, not a curated record.